Messenger RNA from Setaria italica (foxtail millet), 1644 nucleotides. RefSeq names its product myb-related protein Zm1. The record is from RefSeq and is a predicted model, not a curated record. The transcript is spliced from 3 exons. Bases 136 to 1254 code for a protein of 372 amino acids. Lineage: Eukaryota; Viridiplantae; Streptophyta; Magnoliopsida; Poales; Poaceae.
GCCCCGGCACACGCACACACAAGUGAUCGAGGCGCCGUCGUCGCAGCAAUAGCAUCGAACCAGAGAUCGAGCCGUCGAGGCAGCGAUCGAUUCGAUCCGCCGAUCACGCGGAGGCAGCAGGAGCUUGGAGGAACGAUGGGGAAGGGCCGGGCACCGUGCUGCGCCAAGGUUGGGCUGAACAAGGGCUCCUGGACGCCGGAGGAGGACAUGCGCCUCAUCGCCUACAUUCAGAAGUACGGCCAUGCCAACUGGCGCGCCCUGCCCAAGCAAGCAGGUCUGCUGCGGUGCGGGAAGAGCUGCCGGCUGCGGUGGAUCAACUACCUCCGGCCGGACCUCAAGCGCGGCAACUUCACCGCCGAGGAGGAGGAGACCAUCAUCAAGCUGCACGGCCUGCUCGGCAACAAGUGGUCCAAGAUCGCGGCGUGCCUGCCGGGCCGGACGGACAACGAGAUCAAGAACGUCUGGAACACGCACCUGAAGAAGCGGGUGUCGCCGGGCGCGGAGGAGCGCGGCGGCGCCGCCGGUUCCAAGAAGAAGAAGAAAGCCGCCGGCGCUGGGGUGCCGGCGGCGGCGGCCCCGUCGCCGUCGCCGUCCUCUUCCACGACGACGGCGACGACCAACUGCUCCAGCGGCGACUCCGGGGAGCAGCAGAGCAAGGCGAGCAAGGACGAGCCCGGCGACGAGCUGGGCCUGGAGAAGCUCGAGAUAAUCCCCAUGCUCGACGACCCCGCCUGCUUCGGCUUCGACAUGCUGGUGGACCAGAUUCCGGAUCCGUACUGCCCGGACGUAUCCGUGCCCACGUCGCCCUGCGCCUCGUCCACGUCCCCGCCGGCGCCCGCCCGGCCCAGCGUGGACGAGCUGCUCGACCUGCCGGAGAUCGACAUCGACCACGAGCUGUGGAGCAUCAUCGACGGCGUCGGCGGCGACGGCGCUGGAGCUGGCGCCGUCGCGGCCGGGACUGCACCGGCGCCGUGCCAGAGCAAUGCAACGGAGCCGAACGCCGCCGCCAGCACGACCAGCCACGGGACGGAGUGGUGGUUGGAGGACCUGGAGAAGGAGCUGGGCCUGUGGGGGCCCAUGGAGGACUACCAGUACCCGAUGGGCCCACAGUGUCCAGUCGCCCACCCGGACCCACUCCCUGCCAUGGUGGACGACCCUGUGUCGUGCUACUUCCAAGCGGGCCCCGCCCCGGCCAUGCUCCACGAACCCGGUUACUCUUCUGUUGUUACAAGUAGUAACCAGAUGGGGUAUUGAGAUGUUAUCCUCGUCCUUUUCUGAUUUUAGAUAGAAAAAAUCCUCAGCCUGAUCGUACGGCCACGAUCACUACCAGCAUUAUACUUGUAUAAUUGUACAAGUGCAUGGCUCAAGACGAGCACAAAUUCAACACGAAUACGUCGAUGGAAUCAUCAUCGGCGUAAUAGUAAAAAGGGAGAUCAGUUAGGCUAGUGUGCACAUACAAAAAGAGCCAAAGGGAUACUGUUUUUGGGCAGGCAGGCAGUGUUCGGCAAUGCAGUCAUAGAUUCACAAAAGGAGUCAAGAUUGCCGGUACUCACUGAGUUAACCUGAAAUGUAACUUACCUUCAUUUGCCAGUUGGUAUAUACACACUAUAAAACAAUGACUCUUAAGUACUGAGUACUUUGUUA